Penicillium angulare is the source of this 2235-nucleotide messenger RNA. RefSeq names its product fungal specific transcription factor domain-containing protein. The transcript is spliced from 2 exons. The coding region runs from base 1 to 2235 and encodes 744 amino acids. NCBI's taxonomy places the organism in Eukaryota, Fungi, Ascomycota, Eurotiomycetes, Eurotiales, Aspergillaceae. Gene Ontology annotation, biological process: DNA-templated transcription. The record is from RefSeq and is a predicted model, not a curated record. Gene Ontology annotation, molecular function: DNA binding; zinc ion binding.
AUGAAGGCACCGGAGCAUCAUUCUCAACAUCUGAACCGCCAAGCCCAGGAAUCCGACGCGUCACAUUCCCCUGAGAGGCGAGUAUCCAACGCCGAGCAAAGUAAUGGCUCAUCAAAGGUGCCAGCUUUUUCAGGGGAGACAUCCAUCACACACAACUUGACGGUUGUUGAGAAUCGGCUGGAACAGAUGGGUGUGCAGUAUGAGAGAUGUAGAUCCGCGUCGCCUAGUUACCAGUUUGACUCCCGCUUGACACCGUCUCCUGAUAGCCCACCUGGUCAUCCGAAACAAAUACAAACAUGUAUUUACCAUCGGUCAUUGAAAGCGAACGGAUUAGUUCCUGAUCGAAAGCAAUGGGAUGGUCUUUUAACUACAUUCUGCGACGAGGUACACAUCUUGGUGCCUUUCCUUCACUUACCCAGUGUCUGGAAAUUAUAUGGAGAAAUAUGGGAGACUUCAUUCACAGGCAAAUCCAGCAAGCAGGAUCAAAGUGGAUUACGUCGAGUACAAACGGCUUACAUACUACUAUGCCUUGCUAAUGGACGGUGCGUUGAGUCCUCCCGGUUUGAAGACGGAGAGGGCCAGUAUUCUGCGGGUUGGAGCUUGUACAAUGCCGCACGAGACAUAUUCGGAGACUUGCUUAAUGGAUUCCGUCUUUGCAUUGACCAGAUUCUUAUACUUCAGACUUACUUACUUAUGGUGAGAUUGCAUAAAACAUUUGAAGAGCCAGGCUGGAGGCCAUGUGAUGUGAUAUUAACAGUGAAAUUUCAGGUUGUUUAUCUGUUCCGUCUCGAUGCACAUGGAUCAGCCGAGAAGGUUCUUGCUCUUACAAUAUCCCAUGCUCACCAUCUUGGCCUCCAAAGAAACCGUGUGGUUAAUGCUAUGUCUCCAUUCGAGAGUGAGAUCUCCCGUCGUUUAUGGUGGUGUCUUUAUCUGCUGGAUAGACGACUAGCUAUUGAAACUGGUCGCCCAUUUCUCAUUCAAGAUGUCAAUGUCGACGUGGAUCAUCCUCAUGAUUUGAGCGACGAAUGGCUCACGAUUUUGAAGGAACGAUUGCAGCAUGGUAGUACAAACGAAAUUGAGACUGAACCCAGAGUAACUUCUGUUCCAUAUUUGAUCGCUAUGGCUAGCUACUCUAGGGUUAUUGGAAAAGUUUGGGAGGCUCUUUAUGGUGCGACGACAUCAGAGUCGACACCAAGCCCUCUUUUGAACGAGUAUCUGGAGCAACUUAUUACUCAGUCACAACGAGGGAUCAAACAAGAAUUUACUUAUGAUCCUCAUAAUCCGGUUGGGAUGCAAGCAAGAGGUUUAAAGUGGUGGCAGGUUAAGCAGAGAUUCAUUAUGCGGAUUAGGUGGUCAUCUUUAUAUCUCUUAGUCCGGAAGCCAAUGCUACAAAAAGCGUGCGCACCCCAUCAACUGGCUCCAGAUGUCAUUGAGAAUGAGGUCAUUUGUAUGCGAUUGACUCAGAGCAUAUUUGACGACUUUAACAGCAUGCCCGAACAGCAUCCAAAAUACACAUUUCCAUUCUUACAUUAUCUCACUAGCGCAACUAUAAUCGCGCUAGGACUAAUAAUUAAGCAGCCUUCAUUCAAGCGAGUCUACGGGAACCUUACUUUGCGAGCAGCGCGAUCAUUAUGGGACCAUUGUCGCAAAACUUGGGUUUCUGGAAAAAUGGCACAGACCGUUUGGAAAUUGAAUCAAAUGGCAGAUGCGACCAUGCACCCUGCAAACGAUCGACUGCAGGAAAGAAAUGAGAAUUCUGCACAACAGCCAGAAGCGUUGCUUUCUGGGAUGGAAGAAAAAUUCCCAUCGACACGAAGCCCCAGACUCGAUUCGACCUCACCCGAUCGCAGAGUUGCAGUAGCGAAUAAUCAACAGAAAUACUCUGGAAGGGGAUCUAGCUCUAGCCUCGAGCCAAAUACUCAUGCUGCAAAUUUUAUCAACGGCACGAAUUCCUACCCAUUACAAAGAGGGCCUAAUACCUACAGCAAUGAGCAUGGCCCGACCGAAUUUGGAUCUCAUGACAAAAAUGGGGCGACCGAAAAUGACUUCAAUCCAGCAGUUGAGCUCGAAAUGCCACAGUCCCACUCGCGCCUCUCUGAUACUCGCCAAGAGGUGGAGACAGAAUUGUACACAGAGAUCUCCUUCCCAGGAGAAAUGAUAGAUGGGGGAAUGGAAUGGUUACAAGCACUCUUUACCAACGGUCUUGACACUAAUAUUCCUCCAGUGUGGGAUUGA